UAUUGUCAUUUAGAAAUGUAUACAUGCAUUAAGAAAUGAUACAAUGUUUCUCCAGAGUGAUAUCACAGAAAACAGGACAAACCAAAGACUAACACUGACAGAACCACAUAAUUAUAACAUAUAGUUACAGCAGUGCAAAGCAAUACCAUAAUUUGAUGAAGAACAGAUUAUAGGCACAGUAACAAAAAGUCUCAAAGUCCCGAGUCCCCGAUAGCAGGCGGCAAAAGGGAGAAACUCGCUGCCAUUAACCUCCAGGCACCGUCAACUUGCCGAUACCUUGAAAGCAGCUGACCACAGCCGACACUGAGUCCAUCCGUCCGAAAACUCCGAUCUUCCGACCAGCCUCCCGAAUGCUAUCCUCUGCCGAGCGCCUUCGACCUCUCUCCGGCCGCUGAAAUACGCAAAGUCGAGGAUCUCGAGGCCUUCUGCUCCGGAGAUUCCGGUUACCACACAGUAGCAGCGGCAGCGAAGCGGGCAUUUCAGAAAUUUUCCAGAUGUUCCUCCGUGCUCUCACAUUUAUCUCCAUCAAAUCAGGGUUGUGCACGAUCCCCUACUUGACAGAUAACAGAUAUCUGCCGCCAUCUUCUCCCCCCCCCCACCCCCGGGGUUCUGUGGGUAAAAAAACCUUGUUAAUGAGAGAGGUCAGAGGAGAAUGUGCAGACUGGUUCAAGCUGACAGGAAAGUGACAGUAAAUAAAACAACCACAUGCAACAACAGUGGUGUGCAGAAGAGCAUCUCUGAAUGAACAACACAUCGAGCCUUGAAGUGAAUGGGCUACAGCAGCAGAAGACGAUCAACUUGCAGUCAGUGGCCACUUUAUUAGGCAGAGGGGGUACUGAAUAAAGUGACCACUGAAUGUGUAUGCCAUAACAUUUCUUUUUCACACUACAACACUGCAAUUAAGCAGAUAUUUCAUUAAAAAUAAAUUCCCAAUAACCCUGGCAAUGCAGUGUUACUGUUAAUUGCAAUAAUGCUUUCUCAAGGAUCUCAAUGCUGACACUGCUGUGAUUUAAACUCUGAAUUAUCCAAACAUUUCUUCAGAAUACUGGUAGCGGGUAUGAUAUACUGUACAGUCAGAAUCUCCAGCUUCCCAAGGCAAUUAAUGAUAGUAAUUGAACCACACAAAAAAAGCAGCGAAGGUUUCAUGUUCCACUUAAUCACAUCCAAAAUAAAUAUAGAUAUUCGAAACAACUCUUCGAUUGUUCAGCUCGUUGUUGUGUUCUUCCUAUCCAAUUCCACAGCAACUUGGUAAAGCAACUUCUCUGCACAGGACUGCAAGAAACUGCCCAGCUCAGCACAUCGUGGAAAUCAGUCUCCACUUUGUGGGCUCUGUGUACACUUCUCAGUGCCUUGGUAAAGCAGCCAACAUAAACAACCUCCCUCCCCUCACCUACCCCAGAUGUUCUUUCUUCUCCUCGCUUCCAUCAGGCAAAAAAAAGAUGCAAAAGCCUGGAAGCAUAUACCACCAGGCUCAAGGACGACUUUUACUCCGCUGUUUAACGUUAUUGAACCCUAGUGCAACAAGAUGUACUCUUGACCUCACAAUGUACCUUGUUAUGGGCUUGGUCCGAAUUCUCUGCCUGCACUACACUUUCUCUGUAACUGUAACACUUUAUUUUGCAUUGUGUUAUUGUUUUACCUUGUGUAAUGAUUUGAUUUGUAUAGAUGGCAUGCAAGACAGGUUUUUCACUGUACUUCAGUACACGUGACAAUAAUAUAUCAAUUUACCAAUUUGUGUUCCAAUGAACCACUGUGUUCCUCUGUGUAGGGAGAGGGGGAGAGAGAGGGGGGGAAGGGAGAGUGGGAGGGGAGGGAGAAAGGGGGAGGGGAAAGAGGAGACUGGCUUCCACUGGGUGGAGCAAGUGUGUGCCUCAGGACUAGCAACACUUCUAUACCAGUGGCCACUUAUUUCAAUUCUAUUUCUCAUUCCCAUUCAGACACAUUUAUUACUCUACUGCCAUUUGUAUUUUGUUUGAGGAGCCUCCAACCUGAUGGCAUGAACAUUGACUUCUCUAAUUCCCAGUAAUUUCUCUCCCCUCCCUCCUUCUCUCUUUUUCCAUCCCUCAUUCUGGUUCCACUCUCACCCUUUCUCUUCUCCUCACCUGUCCAUCACCUCCAUCUGCUUCCCUUCCUCCUCCUCUUUCUCCCACGCUCCACUCUCCUCUCCUAUCAGAUUCCUUCUUCUUUUUCCCUUUACCUCUUCCACCUCUCACCUCCCAGGUCCUCACUUCACCCUCCACCCCACCUUCCCCCUCACUUGGUGUCACCUGCAGGCUGGUACUCCCCUCCCCCCCUCACCCGACCUUCUCAUUCUACCAAGGGUGGUGGUGGGGACAGAUACAUUGCGGAUAUUUAAGAAAUUCUUAGAUAGGCACAGGGAUGAAAGAAAAAUGGAGGGUUAUGUAGGAGGGAAACAUUAGGUUGAUCUUGGAGAAGGUCAAAAGGUCGGCACAACAUCGCGGGCCGAAGGGCCUGUACUGUGCUGCAAUGUUCUAUGUUCUAUAUUCUGGUUUCUUCCCUCUUCCUCCUCAGUCCUGAUGAGGGGUCUCGACCUGAAACAUCAAAUGUUUAUUCAUAAAUGCUGCCUGACCUGCUGAGUUCCUCCUGCAUUUUGCGUGUGUUGCUCUGGAUUUCCAGCAUCUGCAGAAUCUCUUGCAUUUAUAAAUCCUCGCGUAAACUGUGAUACUUAGUUCCAAACAUCAAGCUUUAUAUAUAUAUUUUGUUUCACUCGCAAGGGGGUGGAGAGAGAGAGAGAGAGAACGAUCGUUGCUGUGUGCUCCCGGACUAACAGCAUCAUGCUGAAGUCUCUAUUCCCUCUGAAACCUGGGGCGAUGAUUCUUUUUCCUGCGACUGCAUAGCCCGCACAAUGUUGGCGACUGUGGUUCUGAGGAGAUAUCAUGCUGCUCUGCUCGGGUCUGCUUCAGUCUGAUUUCGCCUGCCGCAGACCGGGGAGUCUCAGCGCGCCGAGUCCAUGAUGCCCGGCUGCCCGCCGCCGGAGGGGAGAGCAUGGGAGGACGGCGAGAUGGGAGGGCAGAGAGGAAGGUAAAAACUGCGCGCCGUGCCCAGCAAACUUGGGGAGAUGUUUCCCGCGGCUCGGCUGACGAGACAAGCCCCGCUGGAGGUCGCUUUCGUCACCCUGCUGUUACUGUGCGGACCCUGCACCCAGCAAAGUGACUCCAAGCAAAACCGACCCAAGGGGAGGCACUGGAAAGGUGGGCUUAAAGAAUUGCUUCGUAACCGACGCUUAUCUGGCCGAGAAAAGCAUUGUGUCGUCCCACUUUAUCAUUACAAUUACUACAGUAAGAUCUAUGAGAUGGAUCUCCCCUGUGUGAAGGACCUCGCAAAGAAGAUACUCUGGUUACAGUCCACCACCACCACCACAGCCAGUACCACACUCAGUCGCAAAUCUUCUUUCAGUCUGAGUCAGAGCCCAGGACUUAUGGAGAGGUUACGUAAAGGAUGCUUGCCUCAUCGAGAAAAAAUGUGUAUCAGCCAUCUUCUAAAGCUGGCCAUGCCCAGACGGAGACAUGAGAUGAAUCUUCCGUGUGCAAAGGACCUGGAGGCGAAGCUGCUGGGGUCAGCCAGCAUGUCCACUACAGCCACAACCAUCACCGCCACUCCUUACGGUGUCACUGUCGUCCCAGGGUAUUUGGCAAUGAGUGGGAUGCGUCGUUUCACACAGCAGACAAAGCAUUGCAAACAAGAUUACCACAGAAGGACAUUGCUCCAUCCAACGAGCUUGAAAUUCCGGAGGUUUUAUCCCUGCAGGAGGUAUCCGAAAACUACAGGGUCCAGUCUUGAAUCCACAGAGCCCGCCACAACCCCAUUCAACUCCGCUCAAAGCUCAGGAUCCCGACUCCGACAGGAGGACUUCCCGCCCCGAAUUGCAGAGCACCCCUCCGACCUGAUCGUCUCCAAGGGGGAGCCGGCCACGCUGAACUGCAAGGCGGAGGGGAAGCCGAGCCCCACCAUCGAGUGGUACAAGGAUGGGGAGCGGGUGGAGACGGACAAGGACGACUCCCGCUCCCACCGCAUGCUGCUGCCCAGCGGCUCCCUCUUCUUCCUGCGCAUCGUCCACGGGCGCAGGAGCAAGCCGGACGAGGGCAGCUACGUCUGCGUGGCCAGGAACUACCUGGGGGAGGUCGUCAGCCACAAUGCCUCACUGGAGGUGGCCUUGCUGCGAGAUGACUUCCGCCAGAACCCCACUGAUGUGGUGGUGGCAGCUGGUGAGCCUGCCAUCAUGGAGUGCCAACCCCCUCGCGGCCACCCGGAGCCCACCACCUUUUGGAUGAAGGACGGCGUCCGCAUCAGUGACCGCGACGACCGUAUAACGAUGCAUGGAGGGAAGCUGAUGAUAUCGAACACCAAGCGAAGUGAUGCUGGGACCUACGUCUGCGUUGGGACUAACAUUGUGGGGGAAAGGAACAGUGAACCUGCCGAACUGACUGUGUUUGAGCGACCCACCUUCAUGAAGAGACCCAUCAACCAGGUGGUACUGGAGGAUGAGGCAGUGGAAUUCCGUUGCCAGCUACAGGGAGAUCCACAGCCCACUGUGAGAUGGAGGAAGGAUGACACAGACAUAGCUCGGGGCAGGUACGAUAUUAAGGAAGAUAACACUCUACGCAUCAAGAGAGUAAGCAGCAAUGACGAGGGAGCCUUCACCUGCGUUGGAGAAAACCGGGUGGGCAUGGUGGAGGCCACCGCUACACUAACCGUACGAGCACGCCCUGUCGCUGCUCCGCAGUUCGUCGUGAGGCCGAGGGAUCAGAUUGUGCCCCAGGGUCGGACGGCCACCUUUCCCUGCGAAACGAACGGAAAUCCACAGCCAGCCAUCUUCUGGCAAAAGGAAGGAAGCCAGAACCUGCUGUUUCCUAACCAACCACCACAGCCAUCUAGUCGCUUUGCUGUCUCCGCUGAUGGGGACCUCACCAUCACCAACAUCCAGAGGUCGGAUGCUGGUUACUACAUCUGCCAGGCCCUUACAGUGGCGGGAAGCAUCCUCGCCAAGGCUCAGCUGGAGGUGACCGAUGCUCUGACGGACAGACCACCUCCAAUCAUUCGACAGGGUCCGGCCAAUCAAACGUUGGGUGUGGACGGGACUGCCUUGCUGAAGUGUCAGGCCACCGGAGAGCCCAUCCCUACGGUCAGCUGGCUGAAGGACGGUGUCAGCCUCCUCGGGAAGGACCCCCGGAUGUCCCUGCAGGAGCUUGGAAGUCUGCAGAUAAAGAACUUGAGGGUAACGGAUUCUGGAAUCUACACGUGCGUAGCCACCAGCUCAAGUGGAGAAACUUCCUGGAGUGCGUUUUUGGAAGUGCGAGAGUCAGGGCCAUCGACGGUCAAUGUUAAAACGGAUGCGGAUGCUCUUCCGGGAUCACCCUCCAAGCCCCAGGUUGCGGAUGUCACAAGGAGCAGCGUCACCCUCACCUGGUUGCCGGGGAAACACACCGGGUCUUCACCUGUCACGUCGUACAUCAUUGAAGCCUUCAGCCAAUCUGUGAGCAACAGUUGGCAAACAGUGGCAGACCGGGUGAAGAACACUUUGUUCACUGUCCGGGGCCUGAGGCCAAACACUAUCUACCUCUUCAUGGUGCGUGCCGUCAAUGCGCAGGGAGUCAGUGAUCCCAGCCAGAUGUCCGACCCCGUCCGCACUCAAGAUAUCAGUCCCCCGGCACAAGGCGUGGAUCACAGGCAGGUGCAACGGGAGCUUGGCGACGUCAUCAUACGGCUGCACAAUCCACUAGUCCUGACACCGUCUAGUAUCCAAAUCACCUGGGCAGUUGAAAGGCCAUCACAGUUCAUCCAGGGCUACCGGGUGCUUUUCCGUCAAAUCUCCGGCCUUCCUUCCCCAUCGUCCUGGCAGUUGAUGGAGGUGAAGGUACCGACGGAGCGCAGCGCGGUCCUAUCCAACCUGAAGAAGGGAGUCAGCUACGAGAUGAAGGUGCGGCCAUACUUCAACGAGUUCCAGGGGAUCGACAGCGAGUCGAAGACGGCACGCACUAAUGAAGAAGCUCCAGGAGCCCCGCCCCAGUCAGUGACCGUGCUGACUGUUGGAAACCACAACAGCACCAGUAUCAGUGUGUCCUGGGAUCCUCCCCCUGCAGAGCAGCAGAAUGGAAUCAUCCAGGAGUACAAGAUAUGGUGCCUGGGCAAUGCCACGAGAUUUCACAUCAACCGGACAGUGGAUGCAGCCAUUCGCUCAGUGGUGAUUGGUGGUCUUCUCCCAGGGGUCCAGUACCGAGUCCAGGUCGCGGCCAGCACAAGUGCAGGGGUUGGCGUGAAGAGCGAGCCACAGCCUAUUGUCAUCGGGAAUCGCGGCGACGACAUUUUCGUGACCGGGCCCGGCGGCAAUAACAGCAUCACAGAGCAGAUCACGGAUGUGGUGAAGCAGCCGGCCUUUAUCGCAGGCAUCGGUGGGGCCUGUUGGGUCAUCCUGAUGGGCUUCAGCAUCUGGUUGUACUGGCGGAGGAAGAAGAGGAAGGGACUCAGCAACUAUGCAGUCCAGUCUUUCACCUUUACUCCAGCAGUGACAUUCCAACGUGUUGAUGGAGGAAUGAUGAGCAAUGGAAGUAGACCCGGCCUGCUUAAUCCUGGUGAAUCCAGCUACCCCUGGCUCGCAGACUCCUGGCCUGCCACCAGCCUCCCCGUCAAUGGCAGCAGCAAUGGUCCCGGUGACCUGGGAGGAGUUGGCAACUUCAGCCGCGGAGGCCAGAGCGAUAAACUGGGAACUAUGCUAUCGGACAGCGCCAUUUACAGCAGCAUCGAUGUCACCACCAAGGCUGGCUUCAGCAGCCCGGGACAGGUCACCCAGGCCACGCCGUAUGCCACCACCCAGAUCCUCCACUCCAGCAGCAUCCAGGAGCUGGCUGUCGACCUGCCCGACCCCCAGUGGAAGAACUCCGCCCAGCAGAAGUCCGACUCUUCCGGAUGCACAUACUCUCUGCCGGAGCAGAACAAGUUCAACAAUGCCCUGCUUAUCAUCCCUGACUACCGAUUGGCUGAGGGAUUGUCUAACAGAAUGCCUCACAACCAUUCUGAGGACUUCAGCACCUCCAGUUCCCACAACAGCUCAGAAAGAAGCCUCUCAGGUGGGAAAAGUGGGAAGAAAAAGAAAAAUAAGAACAACAUCAAACCACAUAAGAACACAGGGUCCAACUGGUCGAACGUACCUCUGCCGCCUCCCCCAGUGCAGCCGCUCCCCGGUACCGAGCUGGACCACUACGUCAUGGACCACCACGAGAAUGGCUAUGACAGUGAUGGCUGGUGCCCACCUCCACCUGUGAAGUCGUACCUGCACCAAGGCAUGGAAGAUGAACUGGAGGAGGAAGAGGACCGGGUUCCUACACCCCCCAUCCGAGGUGUGGCUUCCUCACCUGCCAUAUCCUUUGGACAGCAAAGCACUGCCACACUCACCCCAUCUCCUCGUGAAGAGCUGCAGCCCAUGCUCCAAGCCCACCUGGACGAGAUCAGCCGAGCUUAUCACUUUGACAUCUCAAGACAAGCCUGGCAGAUGCAGGCCAGCUCCCUCCCUCCGCAGGCCCCGGCUCUACCAUUAGGCUACAUCUCCGGAACGUUAAUUUCAGACAUAGAGACGGACGUACCCGAGGAGGAGGAGGAGGAUGAGGAUGAGGAAGAGGCUUUGGAGUUGGCCAGACCUCUGCGAGGAAUGGGGCAUACCCCAGGAUCCAGCAUAGACAACCUCGACAGCUCGGUCACAGGUUCAAUGGUCAAUGGCUGGGGUUCUGCCUCAGAAGAGGAGCGUAAUAUGUCUAGCCGUCGAUCUAGCGCGGCCAGCUCCUCUUCCGACUCCAUCUUUACCGAUGGCGACUUUACCCAGGCAUUGGCCACUGCGGCAGACCGCGCCGGAUACAAGAUGGAGGGCACCAGUCUCGUAAAGACAGGUAAAGGGUAUACCUCUUCCCAACGACUUCGACCCAAUAGCCCUUUCUCCACCAGCAGUAGUGUGAGUGGGACCCAAAGCCAGUGCCAGAGAUCGAGACCCCCCAAGAAACACAAGGCAGCUGGAGGUCGACUGGAGCUGCCUUCCGUACCACACCGUCGGGAGGCAGGUGCAGACGACCUGCCACCUCCGCCUGACCCUCCGCCAUGCCCAGGUUCAAAGCUCCAUUCUGGUCAAGGAUUGAAGACAAUGGGGCUGGACAAUUCUCCAGAGAGCCAGCAGGUGAUCUGCCUCGACGAAGACACAAACUCAAUGGACCAUCUGCUCAAGACAUCUCUAGAAGGUCAAGUGAAUCAGGAAGACUUGCGAAACAAGCUGCAACACAAGCCAACCAUGGGGUCAGAAGAAGUUCUUAUCCCGUACAGCAAGCCGAACUUCCCCUCUCCGGGCCACUUGAGUGGUCAAAGUUCUUCAGGAACCGCCUCGUCUAAGGGGUCAACUGGACCCAGGAAAGGAGUGCCGUCACGAGGAGGCCCAGCCAUCGCGUGUCACCAGCGGAACAUUAGUGAGCUUCCAGAUGUAGGAUAUAUGGGGUCAUGUGGCCAAGGACAGUUUCUAGGGGAUGUAUAGUGAAGAAGAACUGAUCCUGAGAUUCAGCGUUGCGAGCCCCGCCUCGUGGUUGCCAUGGCACCUGUGUGGUGCAAAGAACCUCUUCCUUAUUUAAUGUAUUAUGACAGAACCUGUAAAUGUGAUGUAAAGUCCGAGAUACCACAGCCACAUGUGUACCCCUUCACCCCACCAUGGUCUUUCAGUACAUUGUCCAUGUACACCCUCCUCUCACCUCACCACGUCUCCAUCACUCCCCUUUCCUUCUUCCAAAUCCCACCCCUUCUUCUUCCCUGUAAGCCCAUCACACCCUACUGGGGCAUAUGCUACCAAGAGCAGCUCACCUGAGUCCUCUGCCCUGGGCAGAUAGAAGGGGGUCGGCCCUGUGGCUUCCAGUUUCACCACGACUUUGUAUAUCUUCUAGGCAAAGAGUCUUCCUCUUCCAGGAAUGAGGACUUUGGAGCUUCCGCUGCCCUUUCUGUAGCUCUGGGUUUUUUAUGGGAUGGGGUUGCUAACCCCAGGCCCAACCCCCUUCCUUUCAUAGCCGGGCUCAGGACCAUCCAUGGCAGGGUUAAAUCCCACCCACAAAGUAGAAAUGUGACAAGGAAGGAUAUGAGAAGUGUAGUUGCUAUAAUGUAAGAGAGAAGGGGGGGAGAGAAGGGGAUUUCUUGUGUAAAUACUUUUUGUUGCAUUGUUAAACAAAACUCACCUUGUUCUUUGACUUUGCAUCUUGUAAUGUUAUUACAUUUUUUUAUUGGUCUAUUGUACUAUAUUGUCGAUUGACUGGGCAGAAAUGCCAUUAAAAACAGGAACACACAAAAAUAUGUAUUUUUAACAUUGUUACUGCAUUACUUUCUGUUUGUUUAAUGUUGUGUUUUUUGAAGUUUGCACUGAUGAUUUUGUUUUAGUGAUAAGCACAAAAGUUUAAAGCUCCUGAGAAAAUGCUGAAGAGUGCGAAGCUGGUCGGAUGGGAAGAGAGGGGGAUUUAGCUCACCGCGUGUGUGAGCGUGUAUGCGUGUGAUAUGUGUGCGAGAGUACAUGGCCACGUCUGCUGUUGUGAGCUUGCGUGGAUGAGUGAUAGAGGUAAGUGUGGUUUUCUGAGCAUACACUUACUGGCCACUUUAUUUGAUACCUGCUGUACCUAAUAAAGUGGCCACUGUGUGUACUUUCGUCGUCUACUGCUGCUGUCACCCAUCCACUUCAAGUUUCGAGAUGUAGUGUGUUCAGAAAUGCUUUUCUGCACACCACUGUUGUAACGUGGUUAUCUGAGUUACAGUCACCUUCCUGUCAGCCUGUACCAGUCUGGCCAUUCUCCUCUGACCUCUCUCAUUAACAAAGCGUUUUUGCCCACAAAACUGCUGCUCGCUGGUUGUUUGUUUUUUACAUCAUUCUGUGUAAGCUCUAGAAACUAUUGUGUGUGAAAAUCCCAGGAGAUCAGCAGUUUCUAAGAUACUCAAACCACCCUAUCUGGCACCAACAAUAAUUCUACAGUCAAAGUCACAUUUCUUCCCCAUUCUAAUGUUCGGUCUGAACAACAAUUGAAACUCUUGACCAUAUCUGCAUACUUCUAUGCAUUGAGCUGCUGCCACGUGAUUGGCUGAUUAGACAUUUACAUUAAUGAGCAGAGGUACAGGUGUAUCUAAUAAAGUGGCCACUGAGUGUACAUCAUGUGUGUGCAUGCGUGUUGCAAGUGAGUGCACAUGGGCAUGCGUAUGGUAUUUGUGUAUGGUGUGUCUGCGUGUGUGUAGGGGAUAAGGCACAGAAAAUGCUGCAUUCUUCUGGGACCCUGUGACCUUUGAACAGCACAACCAGAAAUGGUGUCUAAGUGGGUCUGAGGCUGUUGCAGGGAGAGUCCCGUUCACAUGUCACUCAGGGACACAGUGCUGGAAAGUCAGCCACGGAGGACUGAACAGCAGGCCUCAUCAACCAGGCCGAAAAAGUAAGGCGUUGCCAUUCACCCAGAGGAUGCCCUCUGUCCCCGAUUACCCCUUGCCCUCUCAUAAUUAUUUAAGACUUUUUCCUUCUUUCUUAAUAUAAAAAGAGGCAGCCCAUCUCCCACCCGCCCACCCCCACCACUUUAAACCUGAAAAGACAUCACCUUGUUCUGCCAGGAAGUGGCAGCUUUCCAAAUUCGCCACUGCUGACCAAGGAGAGUUUCAAAGGAUGCUUGAUGUCAAAUAUAGUCUUAAACAUUAAUCUUAAAGCAAGGUCAGGAGCCUUGCUAACGCUGUUAACGGUAAAAUAAAGUGUGUGUCAGUAUUAAGGAAAGUUGUUCAUGGGUCUAUAGUAUAUUGAUUAAAGGCUUGAUGUU
Messenger RNA from Mobula hypostoma (lesser devil ray), 10814 nucleotides. RefSeq names its product roundabout, axon guidance receptor, homolog 2 (Drosophila) (gene robo2). The record is from RefSeq and is a predicted model, not a curated record. Gene Ontology annotation, biological process: cell-cell adhesion. The coding region runs from base 3080 to 8527 and encodes 1815 amino acids. The transcript has 34 exons. Gene Ontology annotation, molecular function: protein binding. Lineage: Eukaryota; Metazoa; Chordata; Chondrichthyes; Myliobatiformes; Myliobatidae.